Molecule: messenger RNA, 1001 nt
Organism: Cloeon dipterum
Lineage: Eukaryota; Metazoa; Arthropoda; Insecta; Ephemeroptera; Baetidae
Gene: slx1
Product: Nuclease slx1
Exons: 5
Coding region: 192-929 (245 amino acids)
Biological process (GO): double-strand break repair via homologous recombination
Cellular component (GO): Slx1-Slx4 complex
Molecular function (GO): crossover junction DNA endonuclease activity; 5'-flap endonuclease activity
Source: RefSeq, a predicted model, not a curated record
AAGAGUGCUGGAGGCGUGACGACACGCGUCUUUCGGUAAUAGCCGUUUGUUCGUUCACGUCGAUGCAGAGCGCGAACCACCACAAUCCUUCAAAAACAGGAUGCUGGCAAAAUGCGUUAUCGUUUAUGUACUCGUUUAAGAAAAUGCUGCCAAAUUGACGAGAGUGAAUCUUACUGCACGGUAAGAGUAAAAUGGCUAGCUGCAGUGACAUAGAAGAGUGUGAGAGUGAAAUUGAGGAGCAUUUUUACGGAGUGUAUCUUUUGUACUGCACAAAUCCUAAAUACCUAGGACGCACGUAUGUGGGCUUCACUGUAAACCCACUUAGAAGAGUUAAGCAACACAACAGGGGCUCCCAGUUUGGCGGUGCAAGGAGAACGAGCAACAAAGGACCCUGGGACAUGGUGCUCAUUGUACAUGGCUUUCCAAAUGAUGUAGCAGCACUGAGAUUUGAAUGGGCUUGGCAACAUCCAUGGAGGUCUCGGCGCCUGGCACACUUGGGGAUUUCUAAAUCGGCUAGGAGAACCAUGACGUUCUGUCUUAGCGUUGUAAAUGAAAUGCUGAGAGUAGGACCCUGGCGCAGAUUACCUCUGACACUGAGGUGGCUACAGCCAAAAUAUUAUGCUCCCCUCAAGAAUCCACUCCCAGAUCACAUGAAAAUCGUGAAGGGCUCCCUUCGAAAGGCCGACCAGCCUCACGAAGCUCUAGCUGCGAGCGAAGAAUGUCGCGAGUGUGGUCGCAAAAGUGGCCUCAAGACCCUUCGCUGCCUCUAUUGUUCAUUCUCAGCACAUGCGGCUUGUUGGUUACGACGAAUUGGAUCUAAAGGACUGGUGAUACCUAUUGAUGGGACUUGCCCGAGUUGCAAGAAAAAUGUGAUGUGGGGGCGAUUGGUAAUAGCGAAUCGGCCUCCAAAAUCUGCUCAAGACAGCUAAUUUUGUAGUUGUAGUUAAUUAUCAAGAGGUGUAAUUGAAAUGAUUAUUGAAUUUAAUAGAAAUUGAAUGAGA